Nicotiana attenuata is the source of this 2082-nucleotide messenger RNA. Its product is annotated as laccase-12-like. The transcript is spliced from 6 exons. Lineage: Eukaryota; Viridiplantae; Streptophyta; Magnoliopsida; Solanales; Solanaceae. The record is from RefSeq and is a predicted model, not a curated record. Gene Ontology annotation, molecular function: hydroquinone:oxygen oxidoreductase activity; copper ion binding. Bases 83 to 1807 code for a protein of 574 amino acids. Gene Ontology annotation, cellular component: apoplast. Gene Ontology annotation, biological process: lignin catabolic process.
ACUCAACUCUACUAUCUUUCACAAACAAGCAUUGAAUUGCAUCUACUAAUACUCAAAUAAGAGUUUUAAGAGAAGGGAAAAAAUGAAGGCUUUUAAUAGUAUUGCUAACCCUUUGAGUUCUUUCUUCUUUCUAUGCAUUUUGCUUCUCCUUGCAAAUGCAGCAUUUGGGAAAACUCACAACCAUAAUUUUGUUAUUCAAGCAACACCAGUGAAGAGGCUGUGCAAAACUCACAACACCAUAACGGUGAACGGACAAUUCCCUGGACCAACAUUAGAAGUAAACAACGGGGAUACUUUAGUUGUCAACGUUGUCAAUAAAGCUCGAUAUAAUGUCACCAUUCACUGGCAUGGAGUAAGGCAAAUGAGAACAGGAUGGGCAGAUGGACCAGAAUUUAUCACUCAGUGCCCAAUUAGACCAGGAAAGAGUUACACUUACCGGUUUACAAUUCAAGGACAGGAAGGGACUCUAUGGUGGCACGCUCACAGCUCGUGGCUCAGGGCUACGGUUUAUGGAGCUCUAAUUAUCCAUCCGAAAGAAGGAGAAUCCUAUCCGUUUGCUAAGCCGAAAAGAGAAACACCAAUUAUGCUUGGUGAGUGGUGGGAUACAAACCCUAUAGACGUUGUAAGACGAGCAACAAGAACAGGAGCAGCUCCUAAUGUAUCUGAUGCAUACACCAUCAAUGGUCAACCAGGUGAUCUCUACAAGUGUUCCAGCCAAGAUACAACCAUAGUCCCUGUGGACUCGGGCGAAACCAACCUCCUUCGAGUUAUCAAUGCUGCACUCAAUCAGCAACUUUUCUUUACUGUGGCCAACCACAAACUUACUGUCGUUGGAGCAGAUGCUUCUUAUGUUAGACCCUUUACAACAUCAGUCCUUAUGCUCGGACCAGGACAGACAACUGAUGUCCUAAUCACAGCUGAUCAGCAACCAGCUAGAUAUUACAUGGCAGCACGUGCCUACGCAAGCGCCCAAGGCGCAGCCUUUGAUAAUACCACAACCACAGCAAUCCUUGAGUACAAGACAGCUUCUUGUUCUUCCAAUUGUGUCAAGACAAAUCCAAUUUCCCCAUCUUUACCAGCAUUUAACGACACAGCCACAGCUACAGCCUUCACAACCAAAUUCAGAAGCCCAAGAAAGGUCGAGGUGCCCACUGAAAUCGACGAAAAUCUAUUCUUCACAGUCGGGCUAGGACUCAACAACUGCCCAAGAGGCGCUCGCUCCAGAAACUGUCAAGGUCCGAAUGGUACUCGCUUCACAGCCAGUAUGAACAAUGUAUCAUUUGUUCUACCAUCCAACUAUUCCCUGCUACAAGCACAUCAGCAAGGCAUACCUGGUGUAUUCUCAACUGAUUUCCCAGCAAAACCACCUGUACAAUUUGAUUACACCGGUAAUGUAAGCCGAUCACUAUGGCAACCUACUCGAGGAACGAAGCUAUACAAGUUGAAAUAUGGGGCAAGAGUGCAAGUUGUGUUACAAGGGACAAGUAUUUUCACAGCUGAAAACCACCCAAUUCAUCUUCACGGAUAUGAUUUUUACAUAAUUGCAGAGGGUUUCGGUAACUUUAAUCCAAAAACAGAUGCAGCUAAAUUCAACCUUGUUGAUCCACCUCUCAGAAAUACGGCCAGUGUACCUGUCAAAGGAUGGGCGGUUAUCAGAUUUGUUGCAGACAAUCCAGGAGUUUGGCUAAUGCAUUGCCACCUGGAUGUUCACAUUGGCUGGGGUUUGGCAAUGGCGUUCAUCGUCGAAAAUGGAGUUACUCAAUUGGAAUCAUUGGAGGCUCCUCCAGUAGAUUUGCCUGUCUGUUAACAACUGCAACAUAAUACAAAAUUCAGAGCCCUAGAGAAAUCAAUUAGCCUUUCUAAAUGAUGUUUCCCCACUAUGGGGCUAGUUUUUUUCUUGAUCUCCUAGAGUUUGUUUGUUGUUGUUUUUUUUAAAUUGAUGACUGGGACAAGAUGGUGCCAAAAGUUGUAACUGAGUUCACCAUCUGUCCUAGGAGUAGGACAGCAUUAUUCCCAGAUUAUUCCCACAUUGUAUUGUUUGGUGUGAAAUUAACAGAGAAGAAAUAUUUGAGUUUUGAACUA